Molecule: messenger RNA, 711 nt
Organism: Striga asiatica
Lineage: Eukaryota; Viridiplantae; Streptophyta; Magnoliopsida; Lamiales; Orobanchaceae
Source: the annotation of a GenBank genome assembly
AUGGGAUUGAGCACUAAACAAGCUGUCUCCUCCGGAGACCUUCCGGCUUUUGAUUGGCCGUCCGGGAAAGCUACUCCGCGGUCAGGUGCACCGGAGCUCCCUGAGCCCACGUCCAAGUGCCCGAGAUGCGGGUCAACCAACACCAAAUUUUGUUACUAUAAUAACUACAAUAAAUCUCAGCCUCGCCAUUUGUGCAAGUCAUGCAAGAGGCACUGGACUAAAGGCGGAACCCUCCGGAACGUUCCGGUUGGCGGCGGCCGGAAAAACAAACGGCCUAAGAUUUCCGGCGGGAAUAAGAAAAGCACGUCAACCGCUCUUUAUCAUACGCUCAUUGGAUCUCCUUUACUGCACGAAAAAUCGGAUACUAAUAAUAAUAAUAAUAAUAAUAAUAAUAAUAAUAAUAAUGGCGGGAACGUGAUUACUUGUUCUUCGGGUUUGAAUUCUCAGUUCCAGCUGUCGAGUUUGAGCGCUUUCGAAAUGGGUACGUCUUUGAAUCCCAUCUCUUAUUAUCGUGACUCGUUUAAUGUAUUUGGUGGCCCAUAUGAUCAAGGAAAUCUUGAUUUGAUUGAAGAAUCGAGUAUCACGAGUGUGGGUUAUAUGCCGAGCUCUAGCAAUGGGCCGUUGGAUUUGCCCGAUUAUUGGAAUUGGAAUGAGAUCGACGAUCAUUUCAAUAUAUCGUGGGGUGAUGGUGAGUAUGAGAUCAAACCCUAG